Messenger RNA from Aspergillus oryzae RIB40, 2727 nucleotides. RefSeq names its product putative C6 transcription factor (War1). NCBI's taxonomy places the organism in Eukaryota, Fungi, Ascomycota, Eurotiomycetes, Eurotiales, Aspergillaceae. Bases 1 to 2727 code for a protein of 908 amino acids. Gene Ontology annotation, molecular function: transcription cis-regulatory region binding; DNA-binding transcription factor activity, RNA polymerase II-specific; zinc ion binding. Gene Ontology annotation, biological process: regulation of DNA-templated transcription; DNA-templated transcription. Gene Ontology annotation, cellular component: nucleus. The transcript has 4 exons. The record is from RefSeq and is a predicted model, not a curated record.
AUGGAGAUCGAUCCGCGCCUGCGUCCGGGCAGCGAUAAUAGCCCUCCAGAGGGAGUGGGAACGAACCAUGCUUACCUUCCCUCACCUGCUACUCGACAAGCCGAUCCCGCUCCUCUGUCUUCCCAUCCGACGAAUGAUUAUCCCGACCCUCCUUCCCAGAUCUCCCCGAAUGAACAGCUGCAUUCUGCGACCUCGACCUCUAGCGACCCCAGCUACUACGGCACCUCAGUCACACAACCUCAGUCCACUCAUACUCUAUACCAAGCGAGCCCUGGAAGCAUCAUUGGCAGUACACAUAGGUUCGAAUCGAUCGAUCCCAAUGAUCCUUAUUCCGAGCUGAAACGACCACGCGCAUGUGAAUCAUGUCGGCAGUUGAAGGUCCGGUGCGAACCUGACAUGAGCAACCCGAACGCAUCCUGUAAACGGUGUGCCAAAGCUGGAAGAUCCUGUGUCGUUACGGUCCCAACGCGUCGACGCCAAAAGAAGACGGAUAGUCGCGUCGCGGAAUUAGAGCGGAAGAUUGACGCAUUGACGGCAAGCUUACAGGCCUCUCAGGGCAGUGGACCGGCACUACACCCAGCGUACCCAGGCCCGCCACGUGAGGAGCACACUGGAAAACGAUGGUUGGGGCCAACUCAUACUGCAUCGACUGGUUCUAUACCUGUGUGCUCACCCACCGGCCUGGCGGGGAGUAAACGGCGACAUAGCGGGGAGAUCAAGGAUCCAAGAGACAGUGGUCUGGUGGGGCCCUCAUUCUAUCGUGCUCCGAGCCCUGCUACAGAGCAGAUAUUAGAUAAUACCUCUAGGCAAUGGCAUGCUCGUCCAAGCUCCGGCUCAGAGACCACAGCGCCGAAACCAAACGCAGCAAACGAGCCCGUCGAUGUGAUUGACCGAGGCCUUGUGAGCGCGGCCGUGGCAUCGGAAGCUUUCACUAGAUAUGUGAAACAUAUGGCGCCCCAUAUCCCGAUGGUAGUCUUUCCUCCUGGCACCACGAUGGCAGACAUCCGGAAGACCAAACCGGUGCUUCUCCAUGCCAUUAUCGCUACAGCCGUGGGGCCUAUUCAGCCUGGAUUACAGAUUUCACUUAUUGAAGACUUUUACAGGGUCAUUGCGGACCGAGUCGUUGUGAAAGGCGAAAAGUCACUAGAUUUAAUUCAGGGACUUCUUGUGACCUGCAACUGGUAUAUCCCGCCGGACCACUUUGAAGAGCUAAAGUUUUACCAGUUGACUCAUAUGGCUGUGACGUUAGCUAUGGAUAUCGGGAUGUACCGUAGGCCGAUGCCAAAAAGUCGUCCAUGGACCUUGGUCAAAGACCUUAUAUUGAAAAAGUCGCCCUCUCAGGACCCUGAUUCGGCGGAGGCUAGACGGGCAUGGUUGGGUUGUUAUUUUCUAGCUGUGCAGGUUGCUGCCUCCUUGCGACGCACCCUUCUCGUACGCUGGACUCCGUAUAUGGAUGAAUGCAUUGAAAUAUUGGAGAAGUCUUCGGAUGCAUUACCCUCGGACAAAGUGAUGAUACACUGGGCCAAACUAGUACAUAUUAUCGAGGAUAUCCAUCAACAGUUCUGCCCUGACGAUACUGGGUCCAUUGUUGCUUUCUCAGAGCCCAAAGUUCAGUACACCCUCAAAGUGUUUGAAAAACAGCUAGAGCAGCUCCGGAGGGAGCGAGGACCGAGCGAUUUUCCCGUAUUUACGCAAGCUGAAUAUAUUGUCAACCUCUAUCUUCACGAGGGUGCCAUGCAUGUGGAUUACAGCGAGGAUCAGAAGUCGCUAGGGGACGACCAUUCCAGCCCGACAAGCGCCGCACAUAUGAAUGCAUUGAGCACCUGUCUUACUUCAAUUCACCAAGCUAUAGAUACGAUCUGCUCCGUUGACAUCAAGGAUCUCAUCUCUCUGCCUGUUUUUGCCUUGGCUCGGACGUCCUUUACGGUUGUUGCAUUGAUCAAGCUUUAUUCCAUUGUCUCUUCACCGGAAACACAUAUUGGCCAGGUAAUCGAUGUCGCUAGUCUAAAGACCGAAUACUACCUCGACCGCGUGAUCGAACACUACACCAGGGCCGGCGAGCAGGCUGGGGGCCGGACACCGGCCAAGUUCUCGGUAGUAUUGAGCAUGCUUCGGGGGUGGUUUCUGAAGCGCAAGGACCAUGGACUAGCUUUGAGAGACGCUUUCGGUGGUGGACUGCGCCCAAUGAACUGUGGCCAUGACAAGGCCGCCUGUCAAUCAGCCGCAGAGAAAUACCCAAGGAACACGGGCACGACUCCUCUCCACCUAUUGAGCGAAGUCGCUAUGGGCGAGCCGCAGAACCGCCCUAGCUCAGGCCAGGGCCCAUGCCCUUCAUCGACCGCCGAUUACACUCCCUCGGCCUCAGGGCCGGUCAGCCAAACUCCCUCUUCAGACCUUGUAUCGCAAGCGCAACCCCCUCUCGGCCCGAGUCCUGCCCCGACCGCAGGUGGCACGACCGAUUCAGACCCCUGGGCCCAGUACCCGGCUCCCACCCGGCAGUUCUAUCCCCCCUUGACGUCAACCUACCAGGAUAUCCCAGCCUCGGGAUACCCAGAUCCUUCGGUAAAUGGCAACAUGGCAAUGCCGUGGCCGGUGCAGGGGUUCUUCGUGCCGGAGUUGGGAAUGCAGGUGGGGUUUGAGCCGGAGAACCUGUAUGCGCUGGAGAAUAUGUUGGGAGACGGGUUCUUCAACCUGCCUCUCCCAACGGAGGGGAGCGGGUAUUAUUAG